CCCGGAUGGUCGCAGGCUCCCGGCGCCGAGUGCUUUUCCUGCCCGCCCGGCUCAGCCCUUUGGGCCCAGGGAGAAGUUUCCCAGAAAAAAUGCUCGGCGCGGCGCGGGGCCGUGGAGCCGCCCGGAGCCGCUGCGCGAUUUAUCAGCAAGACUGUUGAAAGCAUAAUUGUCCAAGAUGCCUGUCCCUCCCCCUCCAGCGCCCCCGCCGCCACCCACAUUUGCACUGGCCAAUACAGAGAAGCCUACCUUGAAUAAGACAGAGCAGGCCGGGAGAAAUGCUCUUCUCUCUGACAUCAGCAAAGGGAAGAAACUAAAGAAGACGGUCACCAAUGACAGAAGUGCACCAAUAUUGGACAAACCUAAAGGAGCCGGUGCUGGCGGUGGUGGUGGCUUUGGUGGAGGUGGAGGAUUUGGCGGAGGAGGUGGCAGCAGUGGCAGUGGUGGUAGCGGCAGCAGUGGUGGUGGAAGUUUUGGAGGGGGUGGACCUCCUGGAUUGGGAGGACUAUUCCAGGCUGGAAUGCCGAAGCUGAGGUCCACAGCCAACAGGGAUAACGGUAAUGAGAGUUUCCUUCUGAAUUCUGGGGGAAGCAGACCACCAGUUUUGCCACCAGGAGGAAAAUCCACAUCUACCAAACCUUUUUCACCCCCAAGUGGCCCAGGGAGGUUUCCUGUGCCUUCUCCAGGCUACAGAAGCGGUCCCCCAGAGCCUCAGAGGAACCGAAUGCCUCCCCCAAGGCCCGAUGUGGGCUCAAAGCCUGAUAGCAUUCCCCCUCCAGUACCUAACACGCCAAGACCCAUUCAAUCAAAUCUGCACAACCGGGGGUCCCCACCGGUGCUUGGGACCCCCAGGCAGCCCGGCCCUGGGCCUACUCCUCCCCCUUUCCCUGGAAACCGAGGUGCUGCUUUUGGAGGAGGUUCCAUACGUCAGACACCCUCGGGCUCCUCCUCGCCCUUCUCCAACAGGCCUCCACUGCCCCCCACCCCAAGCAGGGCCUUGGAUGACAAACCCCCUCCACCGCCUCCUCCAGUGGGCAACAGGCCCUCCCUCCACAGGGAAGCAGCUCCACCUCCGCCCCCUCAAAACAACAAGCCUCCAGUGCCUUCCACCCCACGGCCUUCCUCCUCCUCACAGGCCCCACCUCCUCCACUGCCACCCAGCAGGCCUGGCCCUCCUCCCCUGCCUCCAGGUUCCAGUGGCAAUGAUGAAAUCCCAAGGCUUCCACAACGGAAUUUGUCCCUCACUUCGUCUGCACCUCCCUUGCCUUCCCCAGGACGUUCAGGCCCUCUUCCUGCCCCACCUAGUGAGAGACCCCCUCCUCCGGUGAGGGACCCACCAGGCCGAUCAGGCCCCCUCCCACCACCUCCUCCAAUAAGCAGAAAUGGCAGCACAUCUCGGGCCCUGCCUGCUACCCCUCAGUUGCCGUCCAGGAGUGGAGUAGAUAGUCCCAGGAGUGGGUCCAGGCCUCCUCUUCCUCCCGACAGGCCUGUUGCAGGAGGACCUCCCCCACCUCCACCAUCAACAUCAAUUAGGAAUGGCUUCCAAGACACUCCAUGUGAAGAUGAGUGGGAAAGCAGAUUCUACUUCCAUCCGAUUUCUGAUUUGCCACCUCCAGAGCCAUAUGUACCAACGACCAAAAGUUAUCCCAGUAAAUUAGCAAGAAAUGAAAGCCGGAGUGGAUCCAGCCGAAGAGAAAGGGGUGCCCCGCCUCUUCCUCCCAUCCCGAGGUGAUCUCUGCCUGCUCCCCUCUACCGGCGCUCGGAGCUCGGGAACUGCUUCUAUUGUUGCGCCUCAAGAACUGCACACCCUCCUCCCCCUCUCUUCCCAUGUCCCCUGCAUAUUGGGAGGAGGGAAGAAGGGAGGGUGAGGUGGGAGUCUGCGUGCAUUGGGGUGGGAAUCUGGUAAAGAAACGCACCUAGCUUUUUAGAUUGUGAGUAUCCUGAAAGCUAUUGCUUGCUUCAGCUGCAGCCUGCCAGUGUUGCUGCUGGAGGUCGAUAGGAUUUUGUGGCAAGUAAGCAGAAAUGAAUUGUAUCCCAGCUUUCAACCAAUCACAUGCAAGCCUUUACUGCUUAUUUGCUACAGGCUGUAAUUAUGAAAGUCCCGGAGGGCUGUGUUCUUCCAUGCCUUUUCCGCAUGCUUGGCCUCCUGUCUGUUUCCAUGAACUACAGCCCACCUAAGCAAGUUGCUGAGCAAGGGCUCGCAGGAAAUUUUGCGGUUACACGAUGUCCAAUCUUUGGCAGUCUGAGGUAGGCUUUGGGACAGAGCUGUCCAGUAGAAAUAUAUGAGCACAUAUACAAAUUUAAAAAUUUUUAAUAGCCACAUUUUUUUAAAAAGCUAAAAAGAAAUGAGUGAAGUUUUAAUAUAUAUUUUA
Messenger RNA from Cynocephalus volans (Philippine flying lemur), 2369 nucleotides. RefSeq names its product WAS/WASL interacting protein family member 1 (gene WIPF1). Gene Ontology annotation, molecular function: actin binding. The record is from RefSeq and is a predicted model, not a curated record. The transcript has 8 exons. NCBI's taxonomy places the organism in Eukaryota, Metazoa, Chordata, Mammalia, Dermoptera, Cynocephalidae. The coding region runs from base 176 to 1729 and encodes 517 amino acids.